AUGGAACCCACUUUUCCGCUAUUUCGACUACCCGAGAAUGCUAUCCUUCAGGUGCUCCAAAACAUGGAUCCCAAUCAAUUAUUAAUCAUCUCCAUUGUCUCAAAUAAAACCAAGCACUUUGUGACAUCAUUAGUAUUAAGAAUCUCUAAUGUUGAAAUCUGCAUUUCUGAUAUGAUCAUUCUAAAAGUGCACAUUGAAACAUUCCUUCUCGCUUUAAUCUUUUAUGCCAAUUCGAAUGAUCAGAAUGAGUUGUUAUCCGUAGAUAUAACUCUUCCAGUUUCUGCGUAUCUUCCAUUUGAAAACACAAGAAUCCAAUCAUCAUCUCAGUUCAACUUCAGCGAUUGGAUGAAUCACAUCAAGACCGUAUUCUGCUUUUCCAAACCGCCGAGUGUUUAUUUUCGUGAAGGCUGUGAGAGAUUUGAGGUUCAAUCGUUGAAAACUGCGAUUGGAAAUGUUGAUGCUCUCUCUGUUCCUAGCCAAGUAACUGAUGCUUAUAGCACGGAAAUUUUGAAAUGUUUUAAUACUCCCAACAAUUUAAUCCUGGAAAGGAAUCCAUUUGAAGAGACUCAUCAGAUUCAACAAAUACUUAUUCAAAACUUCAAAAUGUUCGAGUUUUCUAGUGUAUGCUCGUUGGAUGACAUGUUAUUGUUCAACAGUGAAAAAGUCAGAUUCACACAUCCAAUAUCUCAGAAACAAUUCAAUCGAUUCAUCAAGCAUUGGAUCCGUGGGUCUAAUAUAAGACUACAAUACAUGGCUCUAUCAAUUGAUAAAACUGGUUCUGUGAACAGAGAAGAGUAUUUGAACGGAAUCAAAUGGAUGGGUACGAAUUUAGAUGCAAAAAAGGAAGUCCGUCGGAAACACAGAAUUGACAGUGAUUAUGUGGUUCAAAUCAAACGGAAAGACGGAACAUCCGCAGUGAUUGUGAUCGAGAGUUUACAGAAUGUUCUUUAUGUCCGUUUUAUUGUUUUGUACUAA
Messenger RNA from Caenorhabditis remanei, 975 nucleotides. RefSeq lists its product as uncharacterized. The coding region runs from base 1 to 975 and encodes 324 amino acids. Lineage: Eukaryota; Metazoa; Nematoda; Chromadorea; Rhabditida; Rhabditidae. Gene Ontology annotation, molecular function: protein binding. The transcript has 2 exons. The record is from RefSeq and is a predicted model, not a curated record.